UGGAGUUAAGGCUCUUCAAGGACAUCUGAUUUCUAAGUUUGCUUUUUACCACUCAUCUGGGCCAAAAGUAGAGGAAACUGCUUUAUCUUCUGCAGCUGGAAUUCAAAAUAAGCAUUUGAACUCGGACACAGCCUGCAGAGGAUCUGCAGUUUCCUCCCUGUCCAGUAGAGGUCUUUCCCCCAGAUUGGGGAGAAGAGACGUCAACCGGUCACACAGUCCCACCGUUACAGAUGAUGACGAUUCGAGAUCAGACACACCGCCACCACCUCUCCUUAUCCACACUCAGACUCUGCUUUGUCUUUCUACUGAGAGUUGACAACAUUAAAUAUCCACAAAGUGAGGCCAACUCCUGCACUGUGUCGUGGCUGUGUGAGCAGGCAGCUCAGCGUUACUACCAGAAAUGUGGCCUCCUGCCUCGUCUCUCUCUGCAGAAAGAAGGCGCCCUGCUCUCCCCGCAGGACCAGCUGCUGGCCGUCCUGCACACAAAUGAAGAGGUGCUGGUCACUGGUGGAGAGAAGCAGGUGAUGCUGGAGUCAUUGCAGCUAGAUACACAUUACAGCAUCUUGGUCACCGCUGAGUAGUGCAACAGAGAAGGAGGCAGCGGUUCAGCUCAGGGCAAAACUGGGUGUAGAAGGACUCCCAAGCGUCCAGCCCAGGUGCCUCCUGAAGUCUUCCCUGCCCAGCAACAGCCCGGGUGGGACAAAAGACCGUUGUAGCUGAAAAGAUACAGAGUUUGUGCGAUGUUAUACAAUGGACGCUGC
Oreochromis aureus is the source of this 761-nucleotide messenger RNA. Its product is annotated as tonsoku-like protein. The record is from RefSeq and is a predicted model, not a curated record. The coding region runs from base 231 to 581 and encodes 116 amino acids. NCBI's taxonomy places the organism in Eukaryota, Metazoa, Chordata, Actinopteri, Cichliformes, Cichlidae. The transcript has 6 exons.